AUGUCGCAAUCGAACGAUCUCCUCAAAGGCGAAGGCGACGGAGGUCCUCAGGAUCGCGAAGCAAUCUUCCAAGCAAACCAGAAGAACUCAUCUUUGCUACGCUUGCCUUCUGAAUUGCGCAACAAGAUUUACGCACACGCCUCCGAUACGGUUACCAUCGAGGCUGAUAAAGCUUGCAAGAAAGCAUUUGCAGUCAAAAGUGGUGUACCCUUACUUAUGGUCUGCCGACAGAUCAGCAGUGAGGCAGGUCACUUUGUUGUUGCGGAUCCAAACAUCAUGUGUAUCAAGGGCCGUCUUUCGCGCGACAUGAUCAUCUCAGCGUGCCCUUCUCACCGGACCAUGACAGUAUUGAAGGUCUACCCUACUGCUUGGCGUGCUUUGUGGCUGAUGGAAAUCUAUAUGGAUUGUUUUUUGGAAGACAUACUGCCAAAGCUGCAGCGCGUUGAGGUCGAGUUUGGCCCAGAGGAGCCGUCGCUUCGUAGAAUGGAGGCAGCUGCGGAAGGCUUGAAAAUCAUGUUGGGACACAGCUCAGUGGAGGUGAUUUUCCUAUACUGCAACCGAGAGAUUGGCCACAGCAUUUCAGCUCAAGUCCGUCAAUGCCCCACUGCGUCGGGCUGA
Molecule: messenger RNA, 618 nt
Organism: Boeremia exigua
Lineage: Eukaryota; Fungi; Ascomycota; Dothideomycetes; Pleosporales; Didymellaceae
Exons: 2
Coding region: 1-618 (205 amino acids)
Source: RefSeq, a predicted model, not a curated record